Coffea arabica (coffee) is the source of this 2982-nucleotide messenger RNA. The record is from RefSeq and is a predicted model, not a curated record. Lineage: Eukaryota; Viridiplantae; Streptophyta; Magnoliopsida; Gentianales; Rubiaceae.
CCCCUUUCCCCUACACCUGUACAGAGUUUCCAGUGUUCUGCAACAGCGCUCCAUUUCUUCUGCAGAAAAAGGACUGAGCAAAAAAUGGCGGAAAACGAAACUCGAGAUUCACCGCUGUCAUUACCAGAAGAACUGCCUCCUCAGCCUGUCGAACAAGUGACCUCAAUCAAUGGCAACGACGACAACGACCAAUCCAUGGCCGACGCUCACAACCCUAAGGAAGAUUCCGACUCCGACUCCGACUCUGAUACCGAGUCCGAUUCCGAUGACGAAGCUCAACUCAACCUUCAAAUUCAAACCCUAGAAGCUGAGCUGUCCAACAACCCGUCCAAUUACGACGCUCAUGUCCAAUACAUUAGAGCUCUGAGGAAGCAAGGUGAUGUAGAGAAGCUGAGACAAGCAAGAGAGGCAAUGAGUGCCUUGUUUCCAUUGAGUCCUGAGCUGUGGCGCGAGUGGGCUAGGGAUGAGACUACUCUUAGCUCAGGACCUGAAGCUCUUCCUGCAAUUGAGCAGCUUUGUGAGCGUGGAGUGUUGGAUUAUUUGUCUGUUGAUCUAUGGUGUGACUACAUAAAUUUUGUUCAAGAUUAUGAUCCAUUGGUACGCGAAUGUUCCACUAAUGGUAUCUCAAAGGCAAGAAAUCUUUUUGAGCGUGCUGUAAUAGCUGCUGGACUGCAUGUUGCUGAAGGUAGCAGGAUUUAUGAGGCCUAUAGGGAAUUUGAGCAAGCUAUUGCUUUAACCAUUGGAGAAACUGAUAUUGAGUCCAGAGAAAAGCAGGUCCAGCUUAUUCGGAACUUAUUUUUCCGUCAGUUGUCUGUUCCCCUUGCUAACCUGAGAUCAACUCUUCUUACUUACAAAACUUGGGAAGCAGAACAAGGGAGCACUCUUGGGGUUGACCCUAACUCCUUGGAUGGGCUUCCUUCGAAUGUUGCAUCUGCAUACCAGAAGGCUUUGGAUCUCUUGAAUGCUCGUACUCAUUUUGAAGAACAAAUUGCAAGAAAGGAUAUCCCUGAUGAUGAAAGACUUCAAAAGUUCAUGACCUAUUUGAAUUUUGAGCAGUCAAUGGGGGAUCCAGCACGCGUUCAAAUCUUGUAUGAACGUGCUAUAACUGACUUUCCAAUAUAUGCUGAUCUCUGGCUUGAUUAUACUCGCUACCUGGACAAAACAAUUAAGACGUCAAGUACAGUGAAGGCUGUUUAUUCUAGGGCAACAAGGAAUUGUCCUUGGGUUGGUGAACUAUGGGUUCGAUACUUGCUACACCUUGAACGUGUGCAUGCUUCUGAGGAAGAGCUUUCCACUGUUUUUGAGAAGUCACUGCAGUGUACAUUCUCCAGCUAUGAUGAGUAUCUGGAUCUGUUUCUCACUAGAGUUGAUGGAUUAAGGCGGAGAAUUUCUUCAACCAGUAAAACAGAGGACUGUUUGAACUAUGAUCUGAUAAGGGAUGUAUUCAAGCGUGCAUCAGAUUACUUGUCUCCACACCUAAAGAACACAGACAGUCUGUUAAGGAUGUACAGUUAUUGGGCUCGCCUGGAGUCAAAGUUGGGUAAAGACAUUGUUGCAGCUCGUGGUGUCUGGGAGAACUUGCUUAAAAUCAGUGGUUCUAUGUUAGGAGCUUGGGAGGGUUAUAUAGCUGUGGAAGUUGCAGAAGGUCAUAUAAAUGAAGCUAGAUCUCUUUACAAGAGAUGCUACACUAAAAAAUUCUCUGGUACAGGCUCAGAGGAUAUAUGCCAUUCGUGGCUUUGCUUUGAGCGAGAGCAUGGUUCUUUGGAAGAUUUUGAUAUUGCUGUGCAAAAGGUGACUCCUCGUCUAGAAGAGCUACAGUUAUUCAAGACUCAACAAGAGACCAAAUCUGCUGGAUCAUCUGAUCAGAGAGAAACCAUGAAAAAGACUCCACGAGAAAAGAGAAAACUGCAUUCUGAUUUGACUGAGGACCAGUCUCCUGCAAAGCGUCGGAAAAACAUGUCUCAGAACCUGAAGAUGACUAAUGAAAAAGAUCGAGUUGAAGCAGCAGAAUCGGUUGAAAAAAGUAAAGUUGAAGUUAUUUCCACCAAACCUGAAAGUGCAAGCAAGAGAGAAACUAAUGAUCAGUCCCCUAGAAAACCGAAACAUUACAAUGACCAAUGCACUGCCUUUGUUUCAAACAUUGGUGUUCAGGCAACAUAUGAAGACCUGCGUGCCUUUUUCAGUGAUGUUGGUGGGGUGGUUGCUAUUCGUAUAUUAACAGACAAGUUCACAGGAAAGUCAAGGGGUUUGGCUUAUGUGGAUUUCUCUGAUGAUGCACACCUUGCUGCCGCUUUGGCAAAGAACAAGAAGAAUUUACUGGGUAAGAAAGUGAGUAUUGCUAGGUCAGAUCCUCAGCAUAGCAAAAAGAAAGGAACAUUUGGACCUAAAUCCACAUCAAAACAUGGGGUUGGUGACAAUCAAUCUGCCAAUGCUGGACAGUCCGACUCAAAAGAUUCAGCUUCCAGACCUAAGGAGCAUAGUGGAUCUCAGGCACAAGUUAACAGCCAAAAGAGUCGGGAUGAGAGAGUGGAAUUAAAAGGGAAAAACACAUUCGCUGUACCAAGAGCUGUGAGGCCCUUGGGUUGGUCCAGUGAAAAGCCUGGGGGAACAGAGGGUGAUGGAGAUGAGAAGCCUAAAUCUAAUGACGAGUUCAGGAAGAUGUUUCUGAAAAAAUAGACUCAAGAGACUGUAUAUAUCCUGUAUCAUGCCAGCUUUGGUAUUUUUCUUAGAUUAGUUUUUUUUUUCCUCGAUAGGUUUAGUCCUUGCUGACAACUCUGUUUAUGCUAGCAUGCAAGUGAAAGUUUCUUUAAUCGGACAAAUCAAAUCAGCAGGUUGUUCAACUUGAGUAGUUCAAUGUUCUUUAAACCAAAAAAGGUGCAUGAUUUAACUGCUCUGUUCUUGGAAAAACCUGGCCUGUUGGAGUUAUCGGAUCUCUUGUUAACCUCGAAUUGCACAUUAUACUAUUUGUUGUUCUCAGUAAGG